AUGGAACAUUGGAUGAGUCUCCGCUGGCCGAGCAGCACACCCUCAAGAUGCCUGAAGGCGACUGGGAGAGCGGCAAGUCGCAGGUGCUCUGCGAGGGUCGCAAGUCGGGCACGGAGAACUCCUACGUGUGUCGCUACUGUCAGCGGGUCUUCCGCAAGAGUUACAACCUGCUGAUCCACGAGCGUUCCCACGAGGACCACGACAAGUGCCAGUACGACGUCUUCCGCGUCCGCUCCAGUCUCCAGGAACUAAAGAAUCUCAACUACGCGACUCUCAGUUACAAGUUGUGGUGAAAAGUGGAGUAUCAACCGGAGCAUCUCGGUGUCCAGUACCUCCCUUCCCCCGGUUCGAGCCUCGUGUCUUCCACUCCUCCCUUCCAGUUCCUUGUGAUUGUUUCUGUAUUCGUAGUAAAUAAAUAAUCAUGGUAAUAAUUUGGGAUAUUCUGUAUCAGGAGAGAGGCCUCUCGAGUUGAGUUGCCGUGGUGUCCCGGUGUUUAAUGUUUUAAUGUCCCAGGUGGUGUUUAAAUGUCCCAGAGGUGGUGUUUAAAUGCCUCAGAUGGUGUUUAAAUGUCCCAAACGGUGUUUAAAUGUCACAGAUGGUAUUUAAAUGCUCCAGGUGGUGUUUAAAUGUCCCAGGGGUGGUGUUUAAAUGUCCCAGAUGGUGUCUAAAUGUCCCAAAUGGUGUUUAAAUGUCACAGAUGGUUUUUAAGUGUACCAGAUGGUGUCUAAAUGUCCCAGGUGGUGUUUAAAUAUCCCAGAUGGUGUUUCUGAGUGCUUACACCCUUCAGUAAUUACCUGCUGAUCGUAUAUAAUGUUUUUCUUCCCAUAACUUCCUGUUCUUCCUAAUACAUUCCAACACCUCCCAACACCUCCCUACGCCUCCCAACACCUUCCAACUCCUCCCAACACCUCCCAACACCCUUCCAUCGCCUCCCAACACCCACCCCUCACUCCUGCAUCUACAUCCCCACCCCCAAAUCAGUUCCCACCAAAAAAAAAUCACAUGAUGUAUAUCCCAAGAGAGACAUGUAUCCCAA
Molecule: messenger RNA, 1036 nt
Organism: Cherax quadricarinatus
Lineage: Eukaryota; Metazoa; Arthropoda; Malacostraca; Decapoda; Parastacidae
Source: RefSeq, a predicted model, not a curated record